AUGAUCGUUGAUAUUUUGUCUCUUAUCUACGGUAUGCGCGCCGUACAUAUUUUGACCCUCGGCUUGGUCGCGAACUGGGCUGCUGCAGCCCCCGCUCAAAAUAUCGCCCUCGAGAAAAGACAGACGAUCGGCGUGAGCAACUGCUGGUGCUGCGAGAUAGCCCUGCAGCCACAUGGGAACUUCUAUGGCGCCGGGACGGGUUGUAAGGCUGGUGUCGCUACAUGCGAUCCGGCACACAAGCUCUGCUGCACCGCUGCAGUCUUCCUGCCUUUCGUCGCCUGUAUAGGACCGGCCCAUAGCGGUGGUGGUGGUGGGAAUGGUGGUACUGGUGGUGGCGGUGGAUGA
Messenger RNA from Penicillium daleae, 345 nucleotides. RefSeq lists its product as uncharacterized. Lineage: Eukaryota; Fungi; Ascomycota; Eurotiomycetes; Eurotiales; Aspergillaceae. The record is from RefSeq and is a predicted model, not a curated record. The coding region runs from base 1 to 345 and encodes 114 amino acids. The transcript has 3 exons.